CUUCUACGUUUCUAGUGCCAAAUAAUAUGAGUCUGCGAAGUGAGCUUUGGCCUUGGACUGACGGCCGCCGCAAGCCUAACAAAAUCUUGUUUACAAUUUUUAUUUUAAAACUUGAAGUAUAAGGUUACUAUAUUUUAAAAAUUGUUACUGCUAUAUUAAAAAAUAUACUUACACAUUUUGUGAAAUGGGAGUUCAUUGCGCGUACGGCACAUGCAACAGUGACUCUAGAUACAAGGAUCGCCCACACAUGCAGGGUGUUAAAUUUUAUUCAUUUCCUAAUCCUCAAAAAGAUUUAGAGAAAUGUAAAAGAUGGGUUGACGCUUGUAGCAGAGAAGGAUUUUUUGUCCACAGUCUAUCUAAACACAUGUUUAUAUGCAGUAAACAUUUUGUUGGUGGAAAAGGUCCUACAGAAAAGUUUCCAGAUCCUAUACCUACUAAUUUCACUGAUACACAGGUAGAGUGUAGGCAGUUUUAUUUCAUUUCAACAUAUUUUUCUCAGAGGAUAUUGUUUGUUUUAUAGGCCUAUAUAUAUAUUAAUGAUAUAUAUAUAUUUAAAUAUAUAUAUUAUGUAAUUUGGUCUACAACUUAACUAGUAGACUAUGACUAUGCUACGACUAUGAUCCAAAGAAAUGGAAAUGCUUUUUGAUUGCAUUGUAAUUGUACAUUUUCAGCAGAUAAAUAAAACAAUUUGAACACAAGACAUCCACAUUAAAUUCAUUAAAUUAUUUCACUAGUGAACAAAAAAACAAAUAGUCCUACUAAUACUAAUACAAAUAUAUUUCAAAUAUUAUUUACAUGUUUAGCAAAGAAAAAUAAUAUUAAUAUUCAGGUUAAAUCUAUAAAGGCCCUAAUCCUACAUCUAAAAUGAGGCCUGAAUUAAUUUGACAACAGAAAUAGCAAUAGAUUAUAUAAAUUUAACUAUACUUUGUUAAUAAAAUAGAUAAAGUGUAUACUGAUGCAGUUAUCAUACAAAUUAUUAUUUUUUAUUCAUUGAUUAAAGUUAAAGCCAUCCAUAAUUCUAUAUUUCUUGUUACAAUUGAUGUAUUUAUUAUUUCAUUUUCAUUUAUGAGGCAUGAGGGUUUAAAAGUCCUUUAUUCCUGAUAUGAUAAAAAGGGAAGUGGCAGCCAAAAAGUUAUAGUAGGGCUUGUCACUGCUUUGCUAAGACCGAGCAAGGUUCAAAUUCCAGUGAAGACUGCUUUAUGUAGUGCGUUGUCCCAUUCAAGUUAUAUAGCACCCUUAAAAACGUGGUGAUUCAGUGUACGGCUUACUGGCUGUGACUAAAAUAAGUUAAUUUAGAUUAAUAAAUUAAUUUUCAUAAUUAAGUCCCUUUUUGUAUAUCUGCAGUUGAAAAAAUUUUCUAAACACAGAAAGCAACCCCUGGUGAGACCAACAUUACAACUUCCAGUGGCAACCACAAGUCAGUGCUUGGAUGAGGAAAAUUCAUUUGUAAAUACUGGCAGUGUAUCUGUACAAGGCACCUUGGAUAACCGUAAGACAGGUAGGCCUCAUCUCAGAAAAGGUUUUUUGCGGAAUGAAUGGAUGAAAUUAUUUUUGUAUUAUGCCCGGACAACCUUAUAUUGUAAAGGGUCAUUUUACCUGAACACAAAAUAUAAAUUGUUUACCAAAUUAUUUUAUUAGUCCGUAAUUGUCAUUAGAUAAUGAUGUAAAAUCUAAAACAGGUAAGAUUGUGUUCAAGCAUAGUAAAUUCAAUACCAAGGAAAUAGCGUAUUUUAUUUAUUGUUUUUUUUUUUUUUUACAGAAUCUGCUUAUGUAAUCUAUGGGCCUAGGGCAUUUAUUUAUUAUUCAAAUACUGAUUUUGUGUAGCCGAACUAAAGAAUAAACAAUCAGUUCUAGCUCUGAAGAGUACAGACAGUAUUUUAAUCAGUGGUCAUAAGAUGUUAUAGAUUACUGUUUUUACAGAUUUGGUGUGCAGAUUAUUAAUCAAUAAGUUAUUUAAAAUUUAAAAGUUUACAUUACAAUCUGUGUAAUUGUAAAGAAAAAUACUGUAAUUACAUUAAAAAAUUUAUACUAGGAAUAUAGAUUUCAUUUUGUUGACAUAUUUACUACUAUGGAGACUGAUGUAUACGAGAAAAUUCAGAAAGUAUAUUGAGGAGCCAAUAUAUUUUAUUUAAUUAACACAGUUGUGUUACACAAUAUAGAUUUAUACAUUUACAAAAUACAGUAAAGGAUUUUAAUAUUAUUUUUAGGUUGUUUUUUUUUAUACUUACCUUAAUUUUGAUUUUUAUUAAUUUUUUUUUUCUAAAUGAUACUUUUCAAAUUUCAGAAAAAGUGGAAGAUUUCAAAGAGAGUUAUGGCUGUAUUAAAUAUGAAAAAAUGGAAGAUUUAAGCAAUGAACAUAACGAGAAAGAGAAAAGUUUCAUUACUAAUGUGGAUGAGCAAUUUGUAAAUGUACACAAAAUUCAA
Lymnaea stagnalis (great pond snail) is the source of this 2424-nucleotide messenger RNA. Lineage: Eukaryota; Metazoa; Mollusca; Gastropoda; Lymnaeidae. The record is from the annotation of a GenBank genome assembly.